Messenger RNA from Corticium candelabrum, 549 nucleotides. Its product is annotated as collagen alpha-1(XIII) chain-like. Lineage: Eukaryota; Metazoa; Porifera; Homoscleromorpha; Homosclerophorida; Plakinidae. The record is from RefSeq and is a predicted model, not a curated record. The transcript is spliced from 8 exons. Gene Ontology annotation, molecular function: extracellular matrix structural constituent conferring tensile strength. Gene Ontology annotation, biological process: extracellular matrix organization. Bases 1 to 549 code for a protein of 182 amino acids.
AUGUCUAUAAUUGCAGCUUACGUGUCGAUGAUGAUGGCCACCUGUUUGUUGCUCUCCAUCUCCUCGAGCACAGCCAACGUCGGUAGCACGUCAUGUCCGCAACCUGAGAAAGGAGAAAUGGGUCCUCCCGGCCACUCUGGGAAACCUGGAGUGAGGGGUCACAACGGGGUAAAGGGCAGCCCAGGAAUUGCAGGAUCUAAGGGUACAAAGGGUCCAGCCGGUGUGGUUGGUCCACCUGGUAAGCAGGGAGUUACUGGUUCCCAAGGUCCGCCUGGAAAUACUGGAAUUCAGGGUGCACAAGGUCCUCAAGGUUCACAAGGAGCAAAGGGUGAAAAAGGCAUAAAAGGAGCAACAGGUGAUACUGGAGCAAGAGGGUUGGAAGGAACAGACGGCACACCGGGUCCUCCGGGUCAUCCGGGCGUCCAAGGUCCUCCUGGACAAAGAGGUCACAAAGGAGAACGAGGAUUUUCCGGCUUUAAAGGAGAACAAGGACCUCAGGGUAUUGCCGGUCCAGAGGUAAAUUUCACUCUAAACGAAUUUACUAAAUAA